AUCCUUUAUGAAUUGAAUGUUGAUGUCAUUUUGUUUAAUUGACUUAUGUUUACCAGAGGCGGCCCGAGUGCAUCACAUGGUCCCUGCCUCCCACCACCAUAGGCUGCGGAGGACAAGUCAGACCGGUCCAGGUGAGCCGUGCCGCCCUAUAUUAACAGCUGACCGGCCGCUCCAGAGUCCACGAGCUGAGCUCAACUCUCCAGCGGUGUCUGAGUUCGACUCAUCGGCGCAGCCAUCACAGUCCGCUUUACUACUGCCACCUGCCACCUUCAAGCUGCUCAGCUAGCCCGUCAGCUAACAGCGUGCCAAAAUGAACGGUCAGCAAAACGGUUUCCAUAACAACUCCAUCAACGACGAGGACUGCUUCCUCUUCACGUCGGAAUCCGUGGGAGAAGGGCAUCCCGACAAGAUUUGCGACCAGAUCAGUGAUGCUGUGUUGGACGCACAUCUCAGGGAAGACCCGGACGCCAAAGUAGCAUGUGAGACUGCUGCUAAGACUGGCAUGAUCCUGCUUGCGGGGGAGAUCACCUCCAGGGCCAAUGUGGACUACCAGAAGAUUGUCAGAGAUGCCAUUCAACAUAUCGGAUAUGAUGAUUCUUCUAAAGGAUUUGAUUAUAAAACCUGCAACGUGCUGGUAGCUUUGGAGCAGCAGUCCCCAGAUAUCGCUCAGGGAGUCCACUUGGAUCGCAAAGAAGAAGAUAUUGGAGCUGGUGACCAGGGGCUGAUGUUUGGAUAUGCCACGGAUGAAACGGAGGAAUGUAUGCCGCUCACCAUCGUCCUGGCACACAAGCUCAACGCCAAGAUGGCUGAACUGCGCAGAAACGGGACCCUGCCGUGGCUCCGGCCUGAUUCCAAAACUCAGGUCACAGUUCAGUACCGCCAGGAUCGGGGCGCCAUGGUGCCGCUGCGCGUCCAUACCAUCGUGGUGUCCGUGCAGCACGACGAGGGCAUCAGUCUGGACGAGAUGCGUCAGUGUCUGAAGGAGCAGGUGGUGAAAGCGGUGGUUCCUAAAGGAUAUCUGGAUAAGGAGACCGUCUAUCACCUGCAGCCGAGUGGUCGGUUUGUCAUCGGGGGACCGCAGGGUGAUGCUGGUCUCACCGGCCGUAAGAUCAUUGUGGACACUUAUGGAGGUUGGGGCGCCCACGGUGGUGGAGCUUUCUCUGGAAAGGACUACACAAAGGUAGACCGCUCCGCCGCCUAUGCUGCCCGCUGGGUCGCCAAAUCCCUGGUGAAAGCUGGACUGUGCAGGCGUGUGCUGGUGCAGGUUGCCUAUGCCAUCGGCGUGGCCCAUCCACUCUCUGUCUCCAUCUUCCACUACGGCACCUCCCAGAAGAACGAGGCGGAGCUGCUGGACAUCGUGAGGAAGAACUUCGACCUCCGUCCAGGAGUCAUCGUGAGGGAGCUCGGUCUGAAGAAAGCCAUCUACCAGGCCACGGCAGCGUAUGGCCACUUCGGUCGUGACAUAUUCCCAUGGGAGGUGCCCAAGAAGCUGAAAUUUUAAUGCCCUGUUUGCUUUUUCUUUCUUUCUUUCUUUCUUCUUCUCUCUUUACACUUCCGCUCGCCUACUUCCUCAGCAAUACCAUUUCAAUUCCUGUAGGUUUCGAUCCACAUUGCGCGCCUUAUAUUUAUUAUAUUUAUUGUCAUAGAGUUAUUGGAGUCAGUGUAGCUUAAGAUCGUAGUCACACAAGUGCAUCUCUGGGUUUGGACCAAUCCACUGCCAGCUGUGUUAUCAAGAGGAGAUGUUUAAUGACCACUUCAUUUUAGGAUAGUCCAUGAUCAACCGUUAUAUCCUUCCCCUGGGCUCCCUCGAUUUGUGCAUGAUGAAAUGAGAUGGGAUGUGUUCAUCCUGGGUUCAUUUAUGAUUCCAGUGCUGAAAGCGAUGGUGGGGCAGUUAUCAACGUGCCAUUGAGCAAUACGAGCACCGAUGUUUGACUGACCCUUCAGGCCACAUUCAACUCUGACGUUUUACAGAGAAGUCAGAAGCUGCUAGUGACCUUCUGUUGGGCUGCACAGUGAUUUACUCAGUUUAUAUGAGUUCAAAUGUGAAUGUACCAAAUGACGCCAACAUGCUAGUGACAGACAGAGGUUCCACUCGGCAUGAGGUCGUAACAAGACAUUUUGUGUCCCUACAGAGAAGCCUGUUUGUGGAGGAGUUUCUUCCACAGCAAAAUCCUACUUGAAAUGAUUUCAUGGAUUCAGGUUCAGUUCCAGUUCAGUUCCGUACUUCUGUGUGUCUGCAUCGGCUCUUUCCCAAUAGAUGCAUAGAUUUGCACACACACAAAAAAAACGAUUCGUUUUUAUUUGAACUGGAAUGUCUUUUUAAUAUCCAGGAACUCUGAGUAACUAGCGUGAUUUUAAAUGUCAAGCGGAGGCAACAUUGAACAAAGGUCAGCGUGAAUGAUAAAGGCAUCUGGAAAUGCGUGGCACAUUUUAAACUGCGGUUGCCAUGUGGUGAAAGCUGAACAAGGCUUCACAAAUGUGUUCCAGCAGGCGCUCCAGUCUGAGCCAGACAGUUUAAAACGUGCCGAGGUGGUAUCCAGGUUGCACGAAGCUCUCGUGAGGUGACUGAAGUUCGUCUUUAUUUGUUCUCUGCCGUCCUCUAGCGGUUCAUUGAGUGAAUUACAGAGACCCUCAGCGUGACCGCAGGUGAGGCGCGAUGACGUGGGAGAAACUGUAGGCAGACAACACGUUCCGAAGACUUUAUCCGGCCGUCUUUGCAUCUUCUAUUUGCAUAGGAGACAGCUUUUUGGUUGGUGUUGUACAGAGAAACCAGCCUGUUUACAGAAUCUCGUGUGCAGAUGUUGAUGUCAAGAUAGCGCAGUGUUUUUUGUUUUAUCCUUUAAGAUUUAGAAGCCCGUCCACUGUCCUUGUGGUUGCGGAAUGUGUCCAAAGUGCCUUCUUCUUUACGCUUCCUUCUUACCAAACACUCCAGCCAUUUUCAAAUGCUUUCUUCUUUGGAAAACUGAUUUGAUGUUGAGUGUCUCUUGGAAAGCAUCAAAAAUAAACUGCACUUUUG
Synchiropus splendidus (mandarinfish) is the source of this 3016-nucleotide messenger RNA. RefSeq names its product methionine adenosyltransferase II, alpha a (gene mat2aa). Lineage: Eukaryota; Metazoa; Chordata; Actinopteri; Syngnathiformes; Callionymidae. The transcript has 8 exons. Bases 311 to 1501 code for a protein of 396 amino acids. Gene Ontology annotation, cellular component: methionine adenosyltransferase complex; cytosol. Gene Ontology annotation, molecular function: methionine adenosyltransferase activity; ATP binding. Gene Ontology annotation, biological process: S-adenosylmethionine biosynthetic process. The record is from RefSeq and is a predicted model, not a curated record.